AUGGGCAAAGUGCGACACCGCAAACGCACCAGGGACGCGCGCGUCGCGGCCGCUUCUGCGCCUCUGACCGCUCCCACAGCACAAGGCGACCCCACUUCGUCGACGGCGAACACAGCUGACGGCGAGGCAGCGGGACAGCAGGGCUUGAAGAAGGGCGCGAGGAGGGAUCAGGAGAUGGGCGAACUGCUGGACAAGCUCAGGAGCUCAGAGGGAAGGGAGAGGGCGUUCGCUGCGUCCACCAUCUCGUCGCUCAUCCUCACCCUGCCUCCUCUCCAACUCCGCCUCUUGCUCUCGCGCAACCUCAUCGGUCUGCUCAUUGAGCGUGUCUCUGCCCUCCCUACACCCUCCGCCACCUCGCCACCUCCCCCUUACUAUGACCUGACGACCGCCAUUGAAUCACUCGGUGCACUCCGCAACCUCGCCGUCUCGUCUCCCCCUCACAUCCUCUCAGAAAUGCACAACAAGCGCCUCCUCCUCCCUCUCACGACCAUCCACAUUCCCCUCCUCGCGCACUUCCUCCCCUCGCAACUCGGUCCCGCGCCGCAGCCUCAGAAACCCUCGUUCCCUGCGACGCCUGAACAGCGACGAGCGGUCGAAGACGCCAACGAGGCGCAAGAUACUCUCCGCCGGUCCUUCUGGGACUGGAGCGAGAACGUCUGCGUCUUGCUUUGGUGCCUCGCCGAGAGUAACACCAAGAUUCUUGGCUCGCUUAAUGCACACGCGCAAGGGAUUGUCGGCUUGUGCAUGGGAUACCUUGCCGAGUCGGCGUUGGGAAUCGAGCGAAAUGCGCAGGUUGCAGAGCUGGCGGACGAGCAGGGCGGACGCGGAGCAAUGGAAGUUGAAUCGAAGAAGCCGAAAAAGAAGGACGUCAAGAAGGAGCAGGCGAAGAAGGUCCGAGUCCCGCUCUUCGUCGUCGUCGCAGCCGCACAAGCACUCUACGCCUUCGUCUCCGACAAUCACCCCGCGCACACUCACCUCCUCUCCUCCUCGACUUCGUUCUCUUUCUCCCCUGCGCUUGCCUCCCUCCUCUCCAUCCUGCUCACGCCUACUUCCCCUGUCCCGGCUGAGUCGGACGACUGGGCUCAACUGCGAGUCCUCGCUUUCGGAACGGUGCUCGAGAUCGCCAAGGGCCGGAGUAAGCGGCGAGACGUCGAGGCUGUCAGGGCUGCGCUGAGGAGCGACGAGGCGCAGGAGGUACUGCUCGGGCUCGUGAAAGAGGCGAACCUUGAUGCGGCUGUGGAGGAGGCAAAGAAGGUCGCCAGCGAGAUCGACCCGACCGCUCUCCCAUCUGCGAAACCCGACCCCUCAUCUCCCUCCUCCCGCCUCGCAUCCCUCGAACGCCAGUCACAGACGCUCCAGCUCGCCCUCGAAGUCCUCAGUGAAUGGCUCGCCUCAGGCGUACCAGACUCGUCGUCUUUUGGUGCGAGUCAGGGUGCAGGCGACGAGGACGAGCAGGACGAGGCGGAGGACGAGGAGUGGGGCGGGAUUUCGAUGGAUGUCGAGGGGGACGUGGAGAUGGGAUCGGACGAGGAUGAGGAUGAGGGCAUGGUUGGUGCGGGCGAGAAGAAAGAAGAAGCGGAUGGGAUCAUCAGACGAAGGCGGGGGGACACGCCUGUCGAGGGCGGCGCGGACGCGAUGCUGGACGACUUGGAGGCGACGGCCGACUCGGACGACGAGCGAGACGCAGCGGAUGAGAAUGGCUCGAGCAAAGCGCUCGCUCUUCUCGGCGACUCGCUUCCCCUCCAGCUUCUCGCCCUCGCCCGCCCCACCACCGCUCUCUCUUUCCUCUCCCCUCCCGCUUUCGCCCCUCACGACCUCGACAAGCCCGCCUCGUCGAACGGCCUCAUCAGCACCUCCGCCUCAGAUGCCUUUCUCGUCCCUUCCUCGCUGUCGACCCUCUCCGAAGCGAUCACGACCAUCCACGUCCGGGCCCUCGAAGCACUCAACAACCUCUACAUCACCCUCUCCCGCGCGUUCGAGAAGGCCAAGAAGGCGGCUGACAAGAACCGCCUGAGGCGCAACCCGAAGGAGCUGCAGAAGGUGUUCGAGACGUCGCUCGAGCUGGUGAUGGGCGCAUUGGAGGCGGCGCACAAGCAUGUUCCUGCUGUUGCGCAGCAGGCGCAGGAGACGAGCGGGAAGAAGGGGAAGAAGCAGGCUCAGCAGCAACAGCAGGCGCAGCCAGACGAGGUCGAGGAGGUCCAGGAGCGGAGGAUGGAGAUCGUCAUGGCUGGCUCGGGAGUCGUCUGGGGCUGCGUGCGGCUGGGCUUGAGUCCCGAGUCGAGCAAGGACUCCAUCGUUGUCGGUCCCGAUACGACACCGUUCCUCAUCCAGCGAGUGUAUCCUUCCGCUUUCGCAGCUGCACAGACACCGGCUGGCGAAGCGAUCCGCGUUCGGACGCUCGGUGCGCUCGGGGAGAUUGGACGACGGGCGGACGUGCCGGAGCAGGAGAAUGCGCAAAUCGGCCGUUUCAUGCUCUCGCUCCUGCCGACCUCCCGCGCCGCCGUCGUCACCGGCACCGUUCCUCCCUCAGUCGCAUCAACACCCGACAUCCUUCUCCAAGCCAUCGACUCGUUCAUCGACCUCUACGCCGACGAAGACCGCUCGUACGACGUCCCUGUCUUCCGCCAAGGCCAGAUGCUCGAGGACCUUGACCGGUCUGUCCAAGGCGUCCGGGCAGCGAUCAAGAAGGUUGACCGGAACAAGUUUCCUGAGUUGCGGGCGAGGGCAGACGGGGCGAUGGAGAACUUGACGGCGUUCGUCCAGUACAGGAAGGACGUGGUCAAGCAGGCCGGGAGGCGGCGAGCGGAGGGGAAGGCCGAGUAG
Messenger RNA from Rhodotorula toruloides NP11, 2823 nucleotides. RefSeq names its product Ankyrin repeat protein. NCBI's taxonomy places the organism in Eukaryota, Fungi, Basidiomycota, Microbotryomycetes, Sporidiobolales, Sporidiobolaceae. The transcript is spliced from 5 exons. Gene Ontology annotation, biological process: protein import into nucleus; ribosomal large subunit biogenesis. Bases 1 to 2823 code for a protein of 940 amino acids. The record is from RefSeq and is a predicted model, not a curated record.